AUGGCUCAAAGACCAUCGUUUCUGGAGCACGCCUCAGACAACAACAAUGCAAGCCAAAAAACGAGACCUAUGCUAAUUCCUCGACAGGUCUCUUCGGUUCACGUGGAAGGCCCUACAAGUGUCGUUGAAGAAACCUUCAGCAGCUCACACUCAUCGGAAUCGUAUAUUCCGACCGAAGAACACCCAUUGUCGCGUCACGAUGCAUAUCAUCCAGAGAGAAGCGAAGAAUCUGGGUUCAAAGUUGGAUCAAACAUUUCUCAACUUUCAGGAAUUGUGGGUGGCCCUUCUCAUAGCAAUGCGCAACGCAAACGGCCGUCAGUCCAGAAAAGAACCAGCUCUUACUCUAGAGGCUCAUUUGUUGGAAAGAACGGCAGUUUUAUCUCCACGUCUUUGGGUGACGAAUAUGGAAACUCAACAGAAUCCGGGUCAAACCCUGUCAUGGAACGUGUAACUACCACUAAGUUACGACCUACUAACGAAUCGGACAAGGAUCUUGCGGGAGCGGAUGCCAUUAUCAAUGACGAUGCCAACAAUGGAGAUAAUAGUUUUACCACCUCUGAUAAAGAAAUGACGGUCUCCAAUUCUGUACCGACAGUCACUUCGCAGCCCAUUAAGAUUUCGAAUGCACAACCAAUGGCCAAAACCCAUUCUUCGAAAUAUUUUCACGAGUUUGCUCAAGAAGACGAUUUUUUACAACAGUAUACUCCAUUCCACAACUCACCUACGUCCGUGUCGAAUUCUUACGGCACGAACAACACUUUAAACGACAUGAUGAUGAAGAAAUGCCAAAUGACGGAAGUCAAACCAGAACCAAAUUUAUCAGAAAUUCCAGAACUAGUGGAAAUUGCUAAUUUCCCAACAGAUCGUCUCUUAAAUAUGUUAACGGCCUUACUUGAUAAGAUUGUGCGAUCAAAUGAUCAACUGCACCGAGAUCGACCUCCUGAUGACGAGCUCACUGUGAAUGAAUACGAUGAAGGAACAAACGCUACAAGCUCUCAUUCCAAACCUCAGCUCGCCCGAACGUAUAGCAUGGGAAUGGGGGCGACCGCCGAAAUUCUAAGUUUCCGCGGCAAACAUGUGCCGGCUAUCACCUUACAGCAGUACUUCCAGCGAAUACAGAAGUAUUGCCCUACUACAAAUGAUGUUUUUUUGUCGUUGCUCGUGUAUUUUGAUAGAAUUGCCAAAGCAUGCAAUGAUGGUAAAGAUCAAGUGUUUGUGAUGGACUCUUAUAACAUUCAUCGAUUGAUCAUAUCCGCAGUGACCGUUAGCACUAAAUUCUUCAGCGAUUUUUUUUACAGCAAUUCACGGUACGCUAGAGUUGGUGGGAUUUCUUUAAAAGAACUGAAUCAUUUAGAGCUUCAGUUUUUAAUACUUUGUGAUUUUGAACUUAUAAUAAGCGUCGAGGAAUUGCAAAAGUAUGGGACUUUAUUGCGCGAUUUUUGGCAGCGAGAAAUGGGUGAUCCCGAAGGAGCACCUGGAGUUGUAUUAUAA
Lachancea nothofagi CBS 11611 is the source of this 1491-nucleotide messenger RNA. The record is from the annotation of a GenBank genome assembly. NCBI's taxonomy places the organism in Eukaryota, Fungi, Ascomycota, Saccharomycetes, Saccharomycetales, Saccharomycetaceae.